This is a messenger RNA of Camelina sativa (false flax), 1057 nucleotides long. The record is from RefSeq and is a predicted model, not a curated record. NCBI's taxonomy places the organism in Eukaryota, Viridiplantae, Streptophyta, Magnoliopsida, Brassicales, Brassicaceae.
AUCUCUUCUGUUUUCAGGUGAAGGCUCUGAUCUGAUCUGAGUUUGUAGCAAUGGCGAAACUAAACCCUAACCUCAUCUCUUUGAUUCUUUUCGCUCUCGUGGUGAUCGUCUCUGCCGAAGUUAUUUUCGAGGAAAAAUUCGAUGAUGGGUGGGAGAGCAGAUGGGUAAAAUCCGACUGGAAGAAAGAUGAUAACACUGCUGGGGAGUGGAAACACACAGCUGGAAACUGGUCUGGUGACGCUAACGAUAAAGGUAUCCAGACUAGCGAAGACUACAGAUUCUACGCUAUAUCAGCUGAGUUCCCUGAGUUCAGCAACAAGGACAAGACCCUAGUCUUCCAAUUCUCUGUCAAGCACGAGCAGAAGCUUGACUGUGGUGGUGGCUACAUGAAGUUGCUCAGUGAUGAUGUUGACCAGAAGAAAUUUGGAGGAGACACUCCUUACAGCAACGGUGAAUGGAAGCCCAAGAAAAUCAAGAACCCAAAUUACAAGGGCAAGUGGAAGGCUCCAAUGAUUGAUAACCCUGAGUUCAAGGAUGACCCAGAACUCUAUGUCUUCCCCAAAUUGAAGUAUGUUGGAGUAGAGUUGUGGCAGGUGAAAUCUGGAUCCUUGUUCGACAAUGUGUUGGUAAGCGAUGACCCAGAGUACGCUAAGAAGUUGGCCGAGGAAACCUGGGGAAAGCACAAGGAUGCGGAGAAAGCAGCAUUCGACGAAGCUGAGAAGAAGAAAGAGGAAGAGGAGUCAAAGGACGCUCCUGCUGAAUCUGACGCUGAGGGAGAAGCAGAAGAUGAUGACAAUGAAGGAGAUGACUCAGACAACGAAUCAAAGUCUGAGGAAACCAAGGAAUCCGAGGAAACCGAUGCUGCCCAUGACGAGCUUUAAGCGAAGAAGGUGGAGAAUUAAAAAGUCCUCAGUGUCUUAUUUGUUCUUAACCUUUUCUUUCAAAGAAAUUUUUUUAGCUCUAGUUUGGUUGUGAUGUAGAACUUUUUAGCUAUCAUGGUGAUAUAUGGUUAUGGCAGCUUUAUUGGACUUGAGAAAAUCGUUUAUGAUUCUCUUCA